AUUUAAGCACUAAAAAGCCAAUAAAUUUAAGAAAUAUUGAUGAAUACAACCACAAAAAAAAUGGAAAUAUCCGAUUUAGUAUCAGCGCGUAAAUUUCGUGAAUUUAAUACAAAACAAAAGGAGGAAUUAUAUGAGACGUUGCUGCAAUUGAUUGUGGCCAUCGAGGAGAUACCGAAAAAGUCCUUGCGGCGCACUUUGGACGUCACCUUGGCCGUGUUGCAGUACAAGGGCGAACAAGUGGCAGACUUACAGUCGCAAUUGGAAGAUAAAGAGAGCAGUGAAGACCGUUUGGUGGAUGAGAAUGAAAAGCUAAAAGUUAUGUUGGAACGACUUGAAGACGAAAAAUUAGAAUUAAAAGAUAAGGUUAAGGAGCUCACUGAGGAUAUUUUCCAGCUACAAAAGCGUAUGCAAGAAGCUGCUCAAACAGCUGCCGCUGACGGCAGCGAUAAAGAUUCGUCUGACCCGCUCUCAGAGCUGGAUAAGCAAGAAGAUUUGUUACGAAAUAUUAAUUCGAAGAAUAAACAUAUAAAGCGUUUACUACGAGAAAUUGAGGCCCUUCAAAAUCAAAAUAUCGCUCAAUCAAAAACUAUUAUCGAAUGUGAAACGGAACUGCAACAGAGCAAAACGAGACUUCUACAACUUAGCGCCGAUAUAACACUCGUCGAUAGCGAACGAAAGGCCCUGAAAGAAACCGUAAACGAACUGAGUAUUGAGAUCACGCGGCUAGAAGGCAACAUUACAUAUCUCGAAGAGGAGCGUGAAAAAAGUGAGCACGAUUUGAAAAGUUUCAUAGAAAAGUUGGAAACAAAAGCACAAUCUUGGAAAAAUAUGUUGGAUGCAAAGGACAAAGAAGUGAAGAAAUUGCGCGCGCGGCUCGAAAAAAUGGGAGAGCCGAUAAGUUUCACAGAGAGUUUGACGCAGGCUGAGAACGAUGGUGCGGGCAAGAAUGCCACUGCCAGUGAUGACGAAGAGGAGACUACCAAGCUUUUGCAUGCUCUUGAGUCUCGUGAUAAGCAUAUCGAAUCUCUAGAACUCAAAAUCAAAUAUUUAGCUGAAGAAAUGAUGUCUUCCACUCGUCUAAUGAACCAACUCUCUGCUGAAAAGGAGGAGGCGCGCAAUCCAAACAAAACUCGCGCUUGCUGCAAGACCAUCGAGGAGUCUCUACAGGCGGCCAAUGAACGUUGUCGCGAGCUCUCUGAGAUGCUCGAACGCAGUGAAGAGGAUAAUGCGCUAAAGUCCAAGCAAGCCAUGCACGCCAUCUCGGCGCUCGAGACAUAUCAGCGUGGUGAAGAUGGGCUGGUAAAAGCAUUGCGUAAGUGUACUGCGCUCGAACAGAAGGUCAUUUCACGUGACAAGCAAAUACGGGCACUCAUCAUGGAACUGAAUUCCAUGCAUGAAAUCGCGCACGAAAAUGGCAUACUACGAAAACGAUUGAAUAUACCGGAUGACAUGGUGAUAUCGGCGAAAAAUCUGGUGGCUAAAGAGCGUAAUAAAGACAAGAUGAUUGAACGAUUAACAUUGAAGCUGCGCGCUUCGGAGGAAAUGCGGCUGCAAUUGAAGCUGGAGAAGAGUGACUUGAGAAAAGAGCUAUUGGAGCGGCAAAAACUAUCGCAAAACCCAGUUGCCGCACCUACUGUGGAAGAGGAACGCGCUACUAUGGAUAGUCUACGCAUACCCAGUGAGAUCGGCGAGGUGACGGAGAGCGGCAAUGCAAGCCACGCGGAGCGCAAUGCGGUGUUGAACUUCUGUGCAAAUUGCAAGUUGUCGCUGGAGAUACCAGAUGAAGCCAAUCAGGCUGUAGCGGCCAAUCAGCUUAAAUAUCAGGAUGUGCUGGAUGAAAAUGAUACCUUGCGUGCUGGCAUGUUGGAGAUAUUGGAGAAACUCAGAGAAUAUGAUGCUUCCUCCGAUCACAUUACCAUCGAUACGGAAAUGCUCUACCGCCUACUUGAAGCGUUGCGUACUAGCUCGAUCCCGAGUACUCCAAAGCGCCUGCAAAGCGAAUUACAAACUUUGAAAGCGCGUGAAGAGGCUUUGCGUGCACUUAUAAAACAGCAGCCACACCCAGCACAGGAUCAGGAGUAUGAACAAGAGACAGACGAGCUGAGCUCUGUAGAAAGCAUGCGUGAAGGUACAAAGCUACGUAAUGGCUUUGACGACGAGCUAUCGCUGCACAUACCCAAAACAAUGGACUCAUCUACGCGCCCCACCACGCCCAACAAAAAUAUCAAGCAACAAGAACUGCCGGUUAUACCAAACGACGACAAGUCCACGUUUGAUGUUGAAAAACGCGAACUUCAGCUACAAGUUGCCGAGUUGAAUAUCUAUCGCCAGGGUUUUGAAGAUCUACAACAACAGUUGAAAGUGAGUGACGCAGAGCUCACACAAAGCUAUGCCGAUUUAAAUGCAAAACUGGUAAACGCACAGCUGGAACUGACUAAAGAGAAGUCCUCUUAUGCAUUCAUGCGCGUGGAAUUCGAUAACACACUCAACGAAGUCAAACAAAGUGAAUUGCGUCAUAUAGAGCAAAUGACCGCGCUGCAAAGAGAAUUAGCCACACUAAAAGAUAAGCUGAGCUACCUCGAAAAGGACUGCAGUCAGUUGCAUAAUUCUGGAUAUUACAGCAAAGAGGACUUCUUACAAGUGCAAGCAACCAAUUCAGAUCUACGCGCGCAAUUGGCCGCUAUCAUUGAGCAGCUGUUUGCUGACAAAUUAGACCCUAAUCUCAAAAUACCAGAUAUCUGUGCAGAUUAUGGCAUUAUAAAUGAGAAUAUGCAAUUGGACUAUUUAACGAUGGACGAAUACCGCGAACUGCAGGCAUCACUAAAGGAAGCACAACAGCAGCUGGACGAAUCGUUGCGGAAGUCGGCACAAUUAGAGAGUUUACUUGAGAUUGCCCAGAGUCAGAUACAAUCGCAACAGAAGUUGUUGAAUGAGAUCACAGAUAACCAUGUGAAUUUGCGGCAUCUGGUAGCUGAUCUACAGAGUAACACUGAAGAGAAGUUGUUACUGGCUAAAAUGCAACGUGAACUUGAUAGUGCCAAGCAAGAAGUAUCGAAUUUGCGUUUUGACUUUGACCAACUAAAGCAAAAGUGUGCAACCCUAGAACGUGAUUCAGAUGCUAAAGACCAAAAACUUAUCCAACUCACCAAGGGCUUCCAGCUGGAACGCAGUACUAAAGACAUCAAGAUCAAGUUUCUGCAAAAGUCGAUGUAUGUCUUGCGAGAAAAAUAUGCUAAGUUCACGCCUUUGAUCUUCCUAACAAACUUCGUUUUUGCUUAUACUAAAUUUGUAAAGAAAUCUCUUCGAUCCACUGAUAAUGGUAGAGGCAUCAAAGAGUUAAGUGAAAUCAUUAAAGAGUCAAUUAUUGCAAACUUAAAAAAUGAAAAUAUAGCUGUGGAUGAAUCGCAGAACUUAAUCGAGCUUAUCAAAUCAGAAACGCAAUGCAAGCUACUCGAAAGAAAUUUGCAAGAUCUACAAAAUAAAUUCGAUUCCUUGCACGAGGAACUGCUGGAGCAACGUAUACUUUCAGCGAAGGAGACUGGGCAUUGGCAAACAAUUGAGGCGCUUUUCGGGAACGGCGCGAAAGACAACAAUCGAGCAAUCGCCGAAGGGGAGAAUAAAGUAAAGGAAACAGAUACGAAAACAGAGGAGCAAUACUCUAGUCCGCGACAAAAAGAUGUAGCCACCAAUACAGACGCGCCAGUACCAGCAGAACGUAAGCUAUCAGCGACGCAUGUGCUUAAGAGGAGAUCAACAGUUGAAAUGUUGGAUAAAAACCUUUCGCCAAUCGGCUCACCAAUACGACGCAUACGCAAGGCUGACGCUACAACACAAACAACUAUUGAUAGAAGUGAACCGCAUUCUGUUGAAGUGCGUGAUGGAAAUACUAAGACAUCAGACCAGCCAAAGUCCACGAAUAAAGUAGCAUUAAGUUUAGCAGCUAGACAAUCCAUUCAAGAGCCCGAUAAAACGAGCGAAGAAUCGACAAAGGGAAUUAUGCUUAUGGAUCAGCUGCUUAAUAGAGAAACCAACGAUGCCAUCGUGCAAACAGCAGGUGAGCUAACGGAAUGUCAAAGCGUGCAAACCGAGACGUUAGCGGUUGGCGAACCCCAACUACGAGAUGAAGUGCGAUCGACAGAGCUUGAAGAGCGAAUAAAAGAAAUGGGAGAAAAAUUGAGUGAGCGAGAUAUUCGACUUGAAGAGAGCAAAACUGAACUUAUAACAGCUACUAAGCGUAUUGAAGAACUGCAAGGUCAAUUGGAGCUCGUCAAGUCUUCCAGCGAAACUAAGGUAGCUGCUCAAGCGGACACUAGCCCAAAGAGCGAUAUAAUUGAGAAAACCAUACUCUCAUUCCAUACGCUGCUCAGCGAAAAAGAUAAAUCCAUUAGUAAAUAUCAAGAUCUAUUACAAACUGAACGUGAGCAAAUACAAAAUACCACCGCCAAGCUGACCAACGAAAUUGGCGAUCUCAAGAGUACGAUCACGAACUUGAAUUUCAACAUUAAAACCAAAGACAUGGAAAUACUCGAACUAAAGACACAACUGGAGAUUGCAUCUGUGCGUCGACAUUCUGCAGAAAAAAUUGAACUGGCAACAGGAGCUAGCGGUGGUGGUGGUGGCGAUGAGAGCGGAGAUAACAGUUUGAAUGAGCUAACCGAUGAGAAAAUCGAAGAGAUGUUCCAGCAGGACCCCGUACAAAACGGAGGUGAGACUACAAUCGCAGCAGAUGGAGGUGAGCAAUUGGAGAAACAGGAUACCGAGUCGAUGAAAGAGCUACCAACUUUGUUGAAGCAAGUGAAAGAGCUAAAGGAUAAAGCUAGCUAUUGGGAGAAAACGUUGGCUGUUAAGGAGGAGGAGCUGAGUUUAUUGAAGGAGAAAGUAAAUCUUUACGAGGAGCGAGAAAAAUCAAUGGAGAGUGCCGUUAACCCGGAAAUGGAACAAUUGAGGCAACUACUAGAGGAAAAGGACAAGCAUAUCAAUGAACUUACGGAAACCCUUAACAAUUUUCACGACGACCAACAACGCUACUUCAAGGACUCCUCCAGCUACUCUGCCGAUCAGAUAUCGAAGCUACAUGCCGAUCUCACGCGCACCGAGGCGACGAACAAAAUUUAUCACACCCAAGUGGAUGCACUGCGACGCCAGAUCGCCAGCUUAACCCAACGUGAAAAACAAGCUCGCGAACUAAAUCAAUCGCUACGCAAUCAACUCAUUAAACGACCUGUGGUUUCCAUUAAAACCGAAUUGAAUGCGCGAGUUAAAACUGAAAAUCUACAGAAGCGCAUACACUCACUCGAGCUGGAGCUGGAGGAAGCGCGCGCUCAAAUACAACGUCAACAGAUUGUGCUCGAUGCAAAGCGUGCGAAAAGUGCAUCCGAGGUGGGGCUGUGGGAGAAGCAGAAACGUUGGCAACAAAAUGCCGAAAAGUUCAAGGCAAAAUUCGAAGAGGCAGAUGGCGCGUUGGAGAAGACGCGCGCGCUUCUACAGUCCGCGCGUACCAUGAUCGCGCGCUUGGAAAAGGAGAAACAAAUGCUCGAAAUGAAGCUCGGUCGAGUAGGGCAAUGUGGCACAAUGCAAGCUAUGAAGUGUUGUCGCACGCCAUCGUGUCCCAAUCUGCAACGUGGUGGUGGUAAGUAUACGCCUUCUGAGAGUCCGGAAACAUAUACGGGCGCAAGUAGUGAAUGUAGUUCACCGGCGCAUAGCGCGAGUGAGCGCCAUAAGCAUAUGCUGACCCACUUCUGUGCCGCGUCGGGUGGCAGUGGCAAUGUAUGCGGCGCGGCAGAGAAGCACCAGCCGCAUGCGGAGUUGAUUGAGGCGCUGAAAGCGCGCAUCGAACUGCAGCAACGCAAGAUACUUGCAAUGGAGUUGGAGGGUAAGGGCAGUAAUGCGCUUACUACUGAAAUGGAAAAAUUACAGGAGAAACUUUCGGAGAUCGAAGCGCAGAACAUACGUUUGGAAGCGAAGAACUUACAGUUGCAACUGGAUAACGAUUUGAUGCGACAAGGCGAUGCAACCGAGCGUUUGGAGAAGCGCAUCAAAUAUCUGGAAGACUACAUCAUAGCCUUAAAAGAGGAAAUGGCGCAAGCUGAAGCACGUCGGGAACUCUGCAAAUGCUCGGGCAUCAAGUUAAAUACGCAAUUAGGGCAUUCUGCUGAGCAGACUAUACUUUCGUUGCGUGGCAUUGUGGAAAAAUUGCGUGCAGAAAACAAGUUCCUUAAAGAUGGGCGUCGUGCAUGCGAAUCUCGAAAUAUAAAUGAAACAACUAAUGCUGAUGUGAGUAAACUUCAAAAACUUUAUGCAGAGUCGCUGGAUAAAAUAGCUGUUUUACAAGUUGAGUUGAAUGGAAAGACGAAAUGCAGAGCCUGUGGGAGGGCUGAUACCCAUGUUAAUGACGAGAUGUCCUUUAUCAAGGAACAACUUAGUAAAAAGACGCAGCUACUGCAAAAAGCUAAAGUUCUACUCACACGCGCCGCAGCCAAAGAAAAAGUGCUAAAAGAGCAGCUUUUAUUAUGGAAGCGCAAAUGUUCCGAGCUACAAAAUGUACCAGUGAUAGAUGAAAUAAGUGAAUAAUUGCGCAAGCUACAGUGGA
This is a messenger RNA of Rhagoletis pomonella (apple maggot), 6589 nucleotides long. It is a transcript of the gene Cep290, whose product is annotated as centrosomal protein cep290. The coding region runs from base 40 to 6570 and encodes 2176 amino acids. NCBI's taxonomy places the organism in Eukaryota, Metazoa, Arthropoda, Insecta, Diptera, Tephritidae. The transcript is spliced from 18 exons. The record is from RefSeq and is a predicted model, not a curated record.